Messenger RNA from Lentinula edodes (shiitake mushroom), 837 nucleotides. RefSeq lists its product as uncharacterized. The record is from RefSeq and is a predicted model, not a curated record. NCBI's taxonomy places the organism in Eukaryota, Fungi, Basidiomycota, Agaricomycetes, Agaricales, Omphalotaceae. The coding region runs from base 1 to 837 and encodes 278 amino acids. The transcript is spliced from 3 exons.
AUGCGUUCUCGAUAUCACCGCAGAUCCAAUAUCAGCCUCGCAGCGGUGUACUUCCUAUUCAUGAUUGCCCUCGUAUCAGCUGCGUUCGCAGCAGCCGUUCCUACUUCGAGUCCUCAGUCAGAUUCAGUGACGAGUUAUCCUCAACAACAUAAAUCUCGCGCCGACGAUUCCCAUCAUUCCGAAGCACAAAAUCCCAUCGCCUCCUCCUCGACGGCUGAAAACACGCAUGACUGGUCGAAAAUGACCAAAACAGACAUCAUGAACGCAAUAAAAGCGCAAAAGAUCGAUAUUGUGUUUCAAUACCCAGAAAAGAAUCGUCCGCCGAUUGUAUCACUCAGUUUACAGGCGAACGUCCAGAGAGGAAGCCUUCUUUUGGUAAAAGCAGCGAUGGAGGCUUUGGGGAUUGAUAUAAAGCCUUCAUUCAGCAUUAACUACUCAGGGUUUGUUUCGAAGCCACGGUCAAUUGAAGACCGGUUCAAGGUCUGGUUUUUAAAGAAAGAAGAUGGUGGUGGGGGUCUGGAUAAAUUGAUAGAAUUUACUGGAUUUCUGAAGAUGAGACUCAAGGACAAAAACGUGGAGAAGAAGGAAGUCGGAGAGAAGGAAGUCAAGGAGGCUGAUAAGUUGGUAUUUUACGGAAAGGUGAUUGAUUCAAAAGGAGAACCAAUUGUUACUUUGAAUCACAAGGGAAAAAUCGUUCCAAAGAAACGCCCUGGCCCAUUGAAUGAUGAUGAACCAGGAGUGAGUGAUGAAGCAAAAGAUGGAGGACAGAAACAAAAGGGUGCAGGGAAAAAGGUUCAAUGGGCAGAUCCUGAAUCUGUGGACAUCACAGACAAUUAA